Messenger RNA from Mus musculus (house mouse), 3375 nucleotides. RefSeq names its product collagen like tail subunit of asymmetric acetylcholinesterase (gene Colq). Lineage: Eukaryota; Metazoa; Chordata; Mammalia; Rodentia; Muridae. The record is from RefSeq and is a predicted model, not a curated record. The transcript is spliced from 17 exons. Gene Ontology annotation, cellular component: synapse. Bases 704 to 2047 code for a protein of 447 amino acids.
GUUCCUGUAAAAAAGAUUUGAGACUGUGGAUGCAGCUCCGUGGUAGACUACAUGCUUAGCAUGCAUGAGGUCUGGGUUCAACCCUCAUGGUCUUUGGAAAUAUACACAUCUAUGUAUGUGUAUAUGCAUAUGUAUAUUUACAUAUGUAGAAGACUACAUAGCUACACACACACAAUAUGUAGAGUUUGUGUUUUGUUAUUUUGAGUGUGACUUUAUUGGCAGCAAUAUAGCAAACACUGAGCCACGCAGAUCUUCCCUGAAGCAGAAGAGGGCAGAGGCUCCUUGGACACCCUCUGUGGGGUGUGACUCUGAUGCAUGCCGGAACAGUAUUGAUGAGGCCGUUUUGAGGCAAAUGAAAAGCCUCCUGGUUGAUAGAUUGUGCUGUCUCCUCCUUGUGGCGUCUGAGGUGAUCAUUGUACAGAGCUCCCAGCCUCCCUGGGUAGAGAGGGUCCUGUGUCUUCAUGGCUGCCCUACAGAAGCAUCUGUGAGUAGCUAGAGCUGCCUACCCAUCCCAGCUCCCUGGAGCUCUGGACUGGCCCCUGAAAGCCUGGCAUCUAGGGCAGAAGCAACAUCAAAGCAGGGAUUGGCCGACUCCCACCACAAAUGCCAAGCAGGCCAGGCGCGGGCAGCACUCGGGGGCGUGACAAAUCUCAGCCUGUCUCUAGCUUGUGUUCCCGGGCCAGUCUGCCUUGGGCUUUGCCACAUGAUGACGGGUCCAUCAUUCACUCAUCUUCUCCUCAUCAUUUCGGGACUUCUCUGUCACUCAGCUGGCUACUUGGCCCUUCCUGGCCUGGAUCAGAAGAAGCGGGGCAGCCACAAAGCAUGCUGCCUACUCAUGCCCCCACCGCCCCCACUCUUCCCACCGCCGUUCUUCAGAGGCAGCCGGAGCCCGCUUCUCUCCCCAGACAUGAAGAACCUUCUGGAACUUGAGGCGUCACCAUCACCCUGCAUUCAAGGCUCGCUCGGCUCUCCUGGGCCCCCUGGGCCCCAGGGUCCACCUGGGCUUCCUGGCAAGACAGGACCAAAGGGAGAAAAGGGGGACCUUGGCCGCCCAGGAAGGAAGGGUAGACCUGGACCCCCAGGUGUUCCUGGCAUGCCUGGGCCCGUUGGCUGGCCAGGCCCUGAAGGACCCAGGGGUGAAAAAGGUGACCUGGGUAUGAUGGGCCUGCCGGGGUCAAGAGGACCGAUGGGCUCUAAGGGUUUCCCUGGAUCCAGAGGGGAAAAGGGAUCCAGAGGUGAAAGGGGUGACUUGGGUCCCAAAGGAGAAAAGGGUUUCCCUGGGUUUCCUGGAAUGCUGGGGCAGAAAGGUGAAAUGGGUCCAAAGGGAGAGUCUGGGCUGGCAGGACACCGAGGCCCCACAGGAAGACCAGGAAAACGAGGCAAGCAGGGUCAGAAGGGAGACAGUGGAAUUAUGGGCCCACCAGGCAAGCCUGGGCCUUCUGGUCAACCUGGCCGUCAAGGUCCUCCAGGGCCCCCAGGCCCACCAUCUGCAGGACAACUUGUAAUGGGACUCAAAGGGGAAAGAGGAUUUCCAGGGCCUCCAGGAAGAUGCCUUUGCGGACCCCCUGUGAAUGUGAAUAACCCCUCCUACGGGGACUCCAUGUAUGGGCGUGGCUCCCCUCGAGUUCCUGCGAUUUUUGUGGUCAACAACCAGGAAGAGCUUGAGAGGCUGAACACUCAGAAUGCCAUUGCCUUUCGAAGAGACCAGCGAUCUUUGUACUUCAAAGAUAGCCUUGGCUGGCUCCCCAUCCAGCUCACCCCUUUCUACCCUGUGGGUUACACCGUGAAGCAGCCUGGCACCUGCGGGGAUGGAGUCCUGCAGCCUGGGGAAGAGUGUGAUGAUGGUAAUCCCGAUGUGAGUGAUGGCUGCAUCGACUGUCAUCGGGCCUACUGUGGAGACGGUUACCGGCACCAGGGCGUGGAGGACUGUGACGGCUCUGACUUUGGCUACCUGACAUGCGAGACCUAUCUCCCUGGAUCAUACGGAGACCUUCGGUGCACCCAGUACUGCUCCAUCGACUCCACACCCUGCCGCUACUUCACGUGAGAGGCUGCAGGAACAGGUGGGCUGCCGCCCAUGGAACCGGUGGCUGUUUCUCUACCCUUCACAUCAAGCUGGCCUUGCCCUCUCCCGGGACAGUGCCUGUUAACCUUCAUGUGACAAAACAAGGAUAUAUUCUUGCUGCUACGACAUGCUUUUGACUCAGUAUGACUGGAAGAGUUUUGGACCACUGAAUCCUGUCUUAAUUAAAAGAACCAGAAACCUUCUAUAUGCCCACCCUGGAAACUGUUCCCCCUCCCCGAAUCUGGCUAAACAGCUGGCUGUAAUGCCUUAUCUCUUCUGGAAAGACGCUGGCUCAGACCGUGGAUUUGGCUUAGCACUGUUAAGCAUACAGGUAUCUACAGGCCUGGUGUGGUUUGUUCUGGUCUCAUUCAGGUUUAGGGGUGCUCCUGCACAGGCUUCUGCACCUCCAAGCACAGCUGAUCUGAUCCAAGGCUGUUGGGCCUCUCAAGAUUUGAGAACCACAAAGCAGGAGGUGAGCAUAUUCUCUUGGUGCAGCUCCCAGCUUCAGACCUGCUGAGGGACCCUUCAACUGGCCAGAGCCUGGAUCAAUUUCAUGUUGAUCAGUCAGAGGAACUGAGAAAGCCACUAGAUCCAAGCUUAGUCCCAAGAAGAGGGUGAAGACUCGGCUGAGUCACUUGUGUGUGACCCCUACCAGAACAGAGACUUUCCUCCUCUUGAAGUUCUCUGAGGGGCGCCAUCUUGACCUUGUGGUUCUCUCUGCAUCUUGACCUCUGUCUUGACAGUGCCCUCCACAACUGUGUCCUGUGUGGGAGACUCACCCCACACGCCCUCCCCAGGGCACGUGCUGGUGUUUCCUCACGCUGGUUUCUCUGGUUUGGGGCUCCACGGCCAAGUCCUUGUUGGCUGAGGGCAGGACCUUGUAACCCUCUUCCAUGCACAACUUGCACACCCCCUGUUCCCUCACUGUGUGCCCAACCUCUUCCUUUUUCCUGGGAUUCUUUAUCCUAAACCCUGCAUAUCUGAGAACCGCCUUUCUCAUAUUUCCUGAAUGGGGUUUGACUCUAUUUGGGGAAAACAUUGCUUUUGGUCCCCCUCCCCAAUAUGCACACCUGCCUUUGCCACUACAUAGGCUGCCUCUGGGCUGUUGGAAGCUCUUCAGUGAGCCUAAGUCUUGGGAACUCAGCAGGCGGCACCUUCUCACACAGCAAGUCCGAGCUGUGAACUGUAGUUCGUGAGAGAAAUCAGCCUGAGGCUGUCUUCACAGGCAGACAUCUAUCCUGCUUCCUCUUCCGGGGCUUCUGGGUGGGCAAACAAGGAAUAAAGGUGAUUCUUGGCUGUGGCCCACUCUC